GGAUAGACUCCUCUCUAUGGCGCAGAAGCCGCUCUAGUCUAGUGUCUAUAGUUUCCGGUUCCGGUGAUAGACGGCCUGUUGCUGCCUGUUUUCGCGCCUGUCGCUACCUGAGUUGCAGCGACAGGAGCUCAGCCCGGUGACAACAUGUCGUACAACUACGUGGUGACUGCGCAGAAGCCCACUGCGGUGAAUGCCUGUGUGACAGGACACUUCACAUCCGAGGAUGACUUGAAUCUUCUGAUAGCCAAGAAUACACGUCUGGAGAUCUAUGUGGUGACACCGGAGGGGCUGCGCCCUGUAAAGGAGGUUGGGAUGUAUGGCAAGAUCGCAGUAAUGGAGCUCUUUAGACCCAAGGGUGAGAAUAAAGACCUGCUCUUUGUACUGACCGCUAAAUACAACGCCUGCAUCCUGGAAUAUAAGCAGACUGGUGACAGCAUUGAUAUCAUCACCCGCGCACAUGGCAAUGUACAGGAUCGCAUCGGCCGACCUUCUGAAACAGGAAUAAUUGGGAUUAUUGACCCAGACUGCCGCAUGAUUGGGUUGCGUCUGUAUGAUGGUCUAUUCAAAGUAAUCCCCCUCGAGAGAGACAAUAAAGAGUUAAAGGCCUUCAACAUCCGAUUAGAGGAGCUGCACGUCAUUGAUGUCAAGUUCCUGUACAGCUGCCAAGCUCCCACUAUCUGCUUCGUAUACCAAGAUCCUCAGGGCCGUCAUGUAAAAACGUAUGAGGUCUCCCUCAGGGAAAAGGAAUUUAGCAAAGGUCCAUGGAAGCAGGAAAAUGUGGAGGCGGAGGCGUCUAUGGUGAUAGCAGUUCCAGAGCCGUUUGGAGGAGCCAUUAUAAUAGGUCAAGAAUCUAUAACUUACCACAAUGGUGAAAAAUACUUGGCGAUAGCUCCUCCAAUUAUUAAGCAAAGUACAAUUGUGUGUCACAAUCGGGUAGAUGUCAAUGGCUCCCGGUAUCUUCUCGGAGACAUGGAAGGUCGCUUAUUUAUGUUGCUGCUGGAGAAGGAAGAGCAGAUGGAUGGAAGUGUCACUCUGAAGGACCUCCGAGUGGAGCUGUUGGGGGAGACAUCCAUUGCAGAAUGUCUGACUUACCUGGAUAAUGGAGUAGUGUUUGUAGGCUCUCGACUUGGAGACUCCCAACUGGUGAAGCUUACUGCGGACAGCAACGAACAGGGCUCCUAUGUCGUGGCAAUGGAAACUUUCACUAACUUGGGUCCCAUCGUGGACAUGUGUGUUGUAGACCUUGAGAGACAGGGCCAGGGACAGCUUGUUACCUGCUCUGGAGCCUUUAAGGAAGGUUCACUACGAAUUAUCAGGAACGGCAUCGGUAUCCAUGAACACGCCAGCAUUGACUUACCAGGGAUCAAAGGUUUGUGGCCACUCCGGGUUGCUGCCAAUCGUGAGACGGAUGACACAUUGGUUUUGUCUUUUGUGGGACAGACCAGGGUCUUGACUUUGUCAGGAGAAGAAGUGGAGGAAACUGACCUCGCAGGCUUUGUUGACGACCAGCAAACCUUUUUCUGUGGGAAUGUGGCACAUAAGCAGCUCAUUCAGAUCACGUCAGCCUCUGUGCGACUGGUGUCACAGGACCCACAAAGUCUGGUUAGCGAAUGGAAGGAGCCACAAGGUCGUAAAGUCAGCGUGUGUUCAUGCAACAGCCGCCAAGUGCUGCUUGCAGUGGGCAGAGUCCUCUACUACCUGGAAAUCCAGCCUGGUGAGCUAAAACAGAUCAGUUCUACUGAAAUGGAGCAUGAAGUCGCCUGUCUAGAUGUCACUCCAUUGGGUGGCGGUGAUGCAAUGUCCACACUUUGUGCAAUUGGCCUGUGGACAGAUAUCUCGGCUCGAAUCCUUAGUUUACCAGGAUUUCAGUUAUUACAUAAAGAGAUGCUAGGUGGAGAGAUUAUCCCCAGGUCCAUCCUUAUGACGUCAUUCGAGAACAGUCACUACCUGCUGUGUGCACUGGGGGAUGGCGCUCUCUUCUAUUUUAGCCUCAACACAGAAACAGGUCUUCUAAGUGACAGAAAGAAGGUGACCCUGGGGACACAGCCCACUGUUCUGAGGACUUUCCGCUCUCUGUCCACCACGAAUGUAUUUGCUUGUUCGGACCGGCCCACAGUCAUCUACAGCAGCAACCAUAAGCUGGUCUUCUCCAACGUUAACCUGAAGGAGGUCAACUAUAUGUGCCCCCUGAACUCUGAAGGUUAUCCUGAUAGUUUGGCUCUAGCAAAUAACAGCACCCUUACCAUUGGAACGAUUGAUGAAAUACAAAAGCUUCAUAUCCGGACGGUCCCACUGUAUGAGUCUCCCAGGAAGAUUUGCUAUCAAGAGGUAUCUCAGGGCUUCGGAGUGCUCUCCAGCCGAACUGAGGUGCAAGAUGCUAGUGGAAGCAGCUCUCCGCUCCGACCUAGUGCCAGUACCCAGGCCCUCUCUUCAAGUGUGAGCAGUAGUAAGCUGUUUUCAGGAAGCACAUCGCCCCAUGAAACCUCAUUUGGAGAAGAAAUAGAGGUCCAUAACCUUCUCAUCAUAGAUCAACACACAUUUGAAGUCCUGCACACUCACCAGUUCUUGCAGAACGAGUACACCCUCAGCUUAGUGUCGUGUAAGCUGGGAAAGGAUCCAAGCACUUAUUUCAUAGUUGGAACUGCCAUGGUGUACCCCGAUGAGGCCGAACCAAAGCAAGGAAGGAUAGUGGUUUUCCAGUAUUCUGAUGGGAAGUUGCAAACUGUCGCAGAGAAAGAGGUGAAGGGAGCAGUGUACUCUAUGGUUGAAUUCAAUGGAAAGCUACUGGCCAGUAUCAACAGCACGGUCCGUCUUUAUGAAUGGACAACAGAGAAGGAGCUGCGCACUGAAUGCAACCAUUACAACAAUAUCAUGGCUUUAUAUUUGAAAACCAAGGGGGAUUUUAUCCUGGUGGGAGACUUGAUGCGUUCAGUGCUGCUGCUGGCUUACAAACCAAUGGAGGGAAACUUUGAGGAGAUUGCCCGGGAUUUUAACCCUAACUGGAUGAGCGCAGUGGAGAUACUGGACGAUGAUAACUUCUUAGGAGCAGAAAAUGCAUUUAACUUAUUUGUAUGCCAAAAAGACAGCGCCGCCACUACAGAUGAGGAAAGACAACACUUACAAGAAGUAGGACUCUUCCACUUAGGGGAGUUUGUUAAUGUUUUCUGCCAUGGCUCGCUGGUCAUGCAGAACCUUGGGGAGACCUCUCCUCCUACACAAGGCUCGGUGCUCUUUGGCACAGUUAAUGGGAUGAUUGGUCUGGUGACAUCCGUGUCUGAGAGCUGGUACAAUCUCCUACUUGAUGUUCAGAACAGACUCAACAAAGUUAUCAAGAGCGUUGGCAAGAUUGAGCACUCUUUUUGGAGGUCAUUCCAUACAGAGAGAAAGACUGAAGCUGCAACCGGGUUCAUAGAUGGAGACCUUAUUGAGAGCUUUUUGGACAUCAGUCGGUCAAAGAUGCAGGAGGUGGUAGCAAAUCUACAGAUUGACGACGGCAGUGGGAUGAAGAGAGAGACCACAGUGGAUGACCUGAUAAAGAUUGUGGAAGAGCUAACAAGGAUUCACUGAUUCAUGUCCUUCUCGAUCAUGUAUACCCCUUAGGCUUCCCCAGUAUCCUCCGAGCAUUGUGGGAGCUGCCUCCCAUGGGCCUGAAUGACUGCAAGAUAAGCUUGUAUGCAUCCAGCCAGUGUCUAGGGAGGGGAUACCUCGCUUUGCUGCCCUAGUGGCACCUACAACUUUGCUUCCAGAGGUGGUCAGUGCAAUGAAAGCCUCCUGCCAUCAGUAGGGAAAAAAGAGUGGUUGUACAGGUUGCUCCCUGCCCAGCUCCUUUGCUCCAUUCAUAUUGCUGUUAUUCUAUAUUGUAUGUAUUUUUUCAUAUAUAUUGCGUCGUGAAAAGUAGGGUCAUCCCUAUGGACUUUCUGCAUAGCAAGGUUGAGCAGUGACAUCAUAACCUGUGCAGGAAAUGGGGCAUGUGACGUCAUCUGCAGCAACUGUGGGGUGUUUCACGUGCUAGUUUUUGCCUAAUGGUGCAGUGUCCCUCCCUUCCAGUCUUCUCUUUACAAAAAGGGUAAAAGGGGGAGGUUAUUUUCCAAAAUUUUAGGAAAUAAAUCAGACUGGAAAUGAA
This is a messenger RNA of Bufo gargarizans (Asiatic toad), 4123 nucleotides long. It is a transcript of the gene DDB1, whose product is annotated as damage specific DNA binding protein 1. Gene Ontology annotation, cellular component: site of double-strand break; nucleus. The record is from RefSeq and is a predicted model, not a curated record. NCBI's taxonomy places the organism in Eukaryota, Metazoa, Chordata, Amphibia, Anura, Bufonidae. The coding region runs from base 145 to 3567 and encodes 1140 amino acids. Gene Ontology annotation, molecular function: nucleic acid binding; protein binding. Gene Ontology annotation, biological process: proteasome-mediated ubiquitin-dependent protein catabolic process; DNA repair. The transcript has 26 exons.